UAUUUCUCCUUCGAAUCAGUGAAAGAGUUAAUUUUAAUACGAAUGUGCAAGAAUUAUAGUGUACGUGCUAGGGAUUAAAGAUCAGCUAUUACAAAUUGUCAAUCUAUAAGCCACCAGCCACUAGCUCGCAUUGCACUUUGACCUUAUCUUUAUAUGUAACAGGAAAAGAGCUGUUCUGAGCCCAGACAGGAGGGGAGCACUGCGCCUGUAGGAGCGGCUGGCUAGAGGACACAGGAACUGUUGAGUACAUGAGAGAUGGAUAUGAUAUUUGGUAGAAAUAAAGAAGAACACCCGGAGCCCAUAAAAGCUGAGGUGCAAGGUCAGUUGCCCACUUGGUUGAAAGGGAUACUUCUCCGAAAUGGCCCAGGGAUGCACACAAUAGGGGACACCAAGUAUAACCACUGGUUUGAUGGCUUGGCUCUGCUGCAUAGCUUUACAUUUAAAAAUGGUGAAGUUUACUACAGAAGUAAGUAUCUCCGAAGUGACACAUACAACUGCAAUGUGGAAGCAAACCGAAUCGUGGUGUCUGAAUUUGGAACUAUGGCUUAUCCAGAUCCAUGCAAAAAUAUAUUUGCCAAGGCAUUCUCAUAUCUGUCUCACACCAUUCCUGAGUUCACAGAUAACUGCCUGAUCAACAUUAUGAAAACUGGGGAUGAUUUUUACGCUACCAGUGAGACUAACUUCAUCAGGAAAAUUAAUCCGCAGACUCUGGAGACAUUAGAGAAGGUUGACUAUAGCAAAUAUGUAGCUGUAAAUGUGGCAACUUCUCACCCGCACUAUGACAGUGCCGGCAAUAUUCUCAACAUGGGUACUUCAAUAGUUGAUAAAGGGAAGACAAAAUACAUUCUAUUUAAGAUUCCUCCUUCUGUGCCAGAAAAAGAAAAGAAGAAAUCUCGUUUUAAACAUCUGGAAGUGGUAUGCUCCAUCCCUUCUCGGUCUCUGCUCCACCCAAGCUACUACCAUAGCUUUGGAAUGACAGAAAAUUACAUUGUCUUCAUAGAGCAGCCAUUCAAACUGGAUAUUGUCAAAAUGGCAACUGCUUACAUCCGAGGUGUGAACUGGGCUUCCUGCCUUGCCUAUCAUAAGGAAGAUAAGACUUGGUUUCACUUUGUAGACAAGAAGACUAAAAAAGAAGUAUCCACCAAAUUUUAUACUGAUGCUAUGGUGCUUUUUCACCAUAUAAAUGCUUAUGAAGAGGAUGGCCACAUUAUUUUUGAUAUUAUUGCCCAUACAGACAAUAGCUUAUAUGAUAUGUUCUAUUUAAAAAACCUGAGUAAAGACUUUGGAGAGAAGAGCAAGCUUACCUCCAUACCAACCAGCAAACGAUUUGUUGUUCCUCUGCAGUAUGACAAGGAUGCCGAAGUAGGUUCUAAUUUAGUCACCCUUCCAUCUGCCGCAACUGCUGUAAAAGAGAAAGAUGGCAGCAUCUACUGCCACCCUGAAAUACUAUGUGAAGGAAUAGAACUGCCUCGCAUCAACUAUGACUAUAAUGGCAAAAAAUACAGCUAUGUCUUUGCAACAGAAGUCCAGUGGAGUCCAGUUCCUACAAAGAUUGUAAAGUUUAAUAUCCAAACAAAGGAAAUGCUCUACUGGGGAGAGGAUGACUCCUGGCCAUCUGAGCCCGUUUUUGUUCCCAGCCCUGAUGCAAGAGAAGAGGAUGAUGGCAUUGUUCUGACCUGUGUUGUGAAGUCUGAUCCAAAGGAAGCACCCUUCCUACUUGUCUUGGAUGCUAAAACAUUCAAAGAAUUGGGCCGAGCCAUAGUAGAUGUAGAAAUGCCUGUGGACCUGCACGGAAUGUUUAUACCAGAGAAAGAUUUGAAGACUGAGACUGAGUAGGAAACAGAAUGAAGUCAUUGUCAUUUACUAUCUCCCCAUCACAUGAGAAUCUGGGCUUUGGUGACUUGUUCGUGAUUACGUCAGAUGUUUACGGCAGAGCAGGAAUUGAACCAACAUCAUCCACGGUUCUUGUUUGCUCUGUAACAACUAGACCUCCCUUUCUCUGCUUAAGCCUUUGCAGUUUGUAAGUAUAAAGAAUAUACAGGCUAUUUUUAAUGUAAAAAAAAGGCGCUGUGGUCAGAUCUAGAGUUAAAAUAUGCAGUUUGGGGCAUUCAAAUGUUUAUAUAUUCCAUAAAAUGGAAGUAAAUACUUCAGUAAGGUGUGUCCGCAGAAAUAGUCAUCUUUAGUGUUUGCAAGGCAUAUUACCACAACUAUUUAAGAGAACUUUAUCUUCUAAAGAAGAAAUUGAAUGCCAUUUUUGUAAGUAAUAUGGAACCAGUACUGGAAUGGAAGACUGACUUCUGAUGUUGGCAAAGCACACCAGCUGUGGGGUUGUUUCUUUUAAUCUGAAAAAGUUUGGAUUUAACAAGUCUCCACAAAUAUUUCUGGAAUUAUAAGGUGGUAAUGAAUCAAAAGCCUAACCAUUAUUACAGAUCUCCUUUCAAGAGUUUGUUUCCAGAAUUUCUUCUGUAGAAUUCAUAGUGUUAUGUUUUUGGAUGUUCACGAGUUUGGAUAUAGGACUUACUUCUAGGGAGCUAAUUCUUACUGGCGGAGAUGACAUGACAGGGGAAUAUUCAUUAUAAAAACGAAUCAGAUUUGUUAUCUGCAGUCCAGGAAAGCAAAUGUAUUAUUUAUGUUCAUGCAUACUGCAGAAAAUAAAUUAUAAAAACUUGU
Messenger RNA from Aquila chrysaetos chrysaetos, 2670 nucleotides. RefSeq names its product beta-carotene oxygenase 1 (gene BCO1). The transcript has 12 exons. The coding region runs from base 256 to 1836 and encodes 526 amino acids. Gene Ontology annotation, molecular function: carotenoid dioxygenase activity; beta-carotene 15,15'-dioxygenase activity. The record is from RefSeq and is a predicted model, not a curated record. Lineage: Eukaryota; Metazoa; Chordata; Aves; Accipitriformes; Accipitridae. Gene Ontology annotation, biological process: carotene catabolic process; retinal metabolic process.